Pelagomonas calceolata is the source of this 703-nucleotide messenger RNA. Lineage: Eukaryota; Pelagophyceae; Pelagomonadales; Pelagomonadaceae. The record is from the annotation of a GenBank genome assembly.
CCAGGUUCUGGACGUAGCCCGUAAUCCCAAAAAACAGGGGGUAGUAGACAAUCGGGAUGACCGUGAGCUGGUUGAAGAGCGUGCACUCCGCCGCGGCUAAUAUAUUCGUAUCAAAAGAUAGGACCUGCCCGAGCACGUCGCCGUGGCAAUGGUCGAUAAUCCACGGCAGCAACGGCGUCUGGAAGCCUCCCCUAUAAGCGGCAUCGAACGCGACGAAGGAGAGGCCGCGCUUCGCGUCGUAGACGACGUUGUUCCGCUGCGCGACGGCGUCGCCGGCGGCCGCGAGGGCGCCGGCCGUGGCGAUGUUUGUUGUGAGCGGGUGUUCGACCAAGAGCUGGGCGUAUCCGUCGAAUACGAACGACGCGGCCGAGCUGAUGCAGAGGCUGCGCGCUAGAGUGCGGGCGCGCAUUGCGUCGUCAGUGAGCGUGUGUCUCGCAGUAUGUACAAGGCGGCGCGAUGAUCUGCAGCAAUUCGAUAACAUGCACACACUCGUCGUCGAUAACGUAUCGAUCACGAUCGCUGUCGACGAUGUGCGAGUUGUAAUGAUGCGUCACCCCCGGACAGUGCAAUGUGCAAUUGCAAUGCUGCACCCGUGGCGAGGAAUCGAUCACGAUCGCUGUCGAUCAGUGUAAAUACGUCACGAACUGCGGCUGUGAUGCGUAUCGCAACACGUCGACGUCGUGCGUGGCUGCGUCGCGCGAUG